Messenger RNA from Glycine soja, 1732 nucleotides. RefSeq names its product histidinol dehydrogenase, chloroplastic-like. Gene Ontology annotation, biological process: L-histidine biosynthetic process. Gene Ontology annotation, cellular component: cytoplasm; chloroplast stroma. Lineage: Eukaryota; Viridiplantae; Streptophyta; Magnoliopsida; Fabales; Fabaceae. Gene Ontology annotation, molecular function: NAD binding; metal ion binding; histidinol dehydrogenase activity. The coding region runs from base 77 to 1387 and encodes 436 amino acids. The record is from RefSeq and is a predicted model, not a curated record. The transcript is spliced from 13 exons.
CAACCCCAAAGCGCACAAGAGGAGAAUAAGAGUUUGCGUUGUGAUUGAUUGAUCAUUGUUCAUUGAUUGGGUUAUUAUGAAGUCAUACAAAUUGUCAGAGCUGAGUGAUGCUGAGCUUCGCAGCCUCAUCGCUCGCCCUCGCAUUGAUUUCUCUUCGGUUUUCGCUCUGGUCAACCCUAUCGUUGACCACGUUCGCGAAAGAGGCGAUGCUGCUGUCAAAGAAUACACAUUGAGAUUCGACAAAGCUGAAUUGGAUAACAUCGUUGAACUUGUCUCCGACCUUCCUGAUCCACAACUCGAUGCGCAUGUUAAGGAAGCUUUUGAUGUCGCCUACAACAAUAUAUAUGCCUUUCAUGCUGCUCAGAAGACACCCGAGAGAAAUGUUGAGAAUAUGAAAGGAGUCCAAUGCAAGCGAGUUGCAAGAAGUAUUAAUUCUGUUGGUCUUUAUGUUCCAGGGGGAACUGCUGUAUUACCCUCAACAGCUCUGAUGCUUUCAGUUCCUGCACAGAUUGCUGGAUGUAAAACUAUUGUCCUUGCAACUCCUCCAGCUCAGGAUGGUACUAUAUGCAAGGAGGUAGUGUAUUGUGCAAAGAAGGGUGGGGUGACUCACAUCCUUAGAGCUGGAGGAGCUCAGGCCAUAUCUGCCAUGGCUUGGGGAACAGAAACUUGUCCCAAGGUUGAGAAAAUUUUUGGCCCAGGAAACCAAUAUGUCACAGCUGCAAAAAUGAUACUACAAAACAGUGAAGCCAUGGUUUCAAUUGACAUGCCAGCUGGUCCAUCUGAAGUUUUAGUCAUUGCCGACAAGCAUGCGAUUCCUCGUCAUGUAGCUGCUGAUUUGCUUUCCCAGGCUGAGCAUGGUCCUGAUAGUCAGGUUGUGCUUGUGAUUUCUGGUGAAGGUGUGGAUCUGAAUGUUAUAGAAGAGGAACUCAACAAGCAGUGCCAGAGUCUCCCAAGAGGAGAGUUUGCUGCUAAGGCCCUAAGCCACAGUUUUAUUGUUUAUGCACAUGAUAUGCUUGAGUCAAUCAAGUUCUCAAACUUAUAUGCACCCGAACAUCUAAUUGUCAACACGAAUGAUGCAGAGAAGUGGGAGGGUUUUAUUGAGAAUGCAGGUUCUGUAUUUUUAGGGCCGUGGACACCAGAGAGCGUUGGUGAUUAUGCAAGUGGGACAAAUCAUGUUCUUCCCACUUAUGGUUAUGCAAGGAUGUAUGGUGGUGUUUCAUUGGAUUCUUUCUUGAAGUUCAUAACUGUGCAAUCUCUCACAGAAGAAGGCCUAAGAAAACUCGGGCCAUAUGUCGUUACCAUGGCAGAAGUUGAAGGUCUUGAUGCCCACAAGCUAGCAGUUACCCUAAGGCUUGAGGACAUAGAAGUCAGGCAGGUAUCAACAUGACAUGAUAAUCUACGAGUCAACGUUAAUCAUUGUUGAGUUUUUCGAAGAUCGUAAGGGAGAAAGUGGUCAGUGCAAAGCAAAGAGCUUUGAUACCAUAUUUGAGAUCUAGAGUUCAGAGAAACUAGAAAGAAAGUGAGAUAAAAUUGAGAAAAAUGUAUUUCUAUAUUGAAUCAGUUACAAUUGUUGAGUUACUCAUAUUUACUGUUGAGCUCGACUCAUAAGUACAGUUAUAACUGAAUUAGAGAGACCAACAGUCACUGUAGCUCAACUGUCGAUAACUACUACUAAAUAAUAGAAAUGGUCCCCGAGUAAAUUACUAUUCUCAUGUUACAUAAUUGGGUAAAA